Messenger RNA from Babesia bovis T2Bo, 2172 nucleotides. RefSeq names its product DnaJ domain containing protein. Lineage: Eukaryota; Apicomplexa; Aconoidasida; Piroplasmida; Babesiidae. The transcript is spliced from 2 exons. The coding region runs from base 103 to 2169 and encodes 688 amino acids. The record is from RefSeq and is a predicted model, not a curated record. Gene Ontology annotation, biological process: cristae formation.
UAGGCACAUACUUUUGAAUAACAAGACCGCUGUGGUUUAGACAUGUUGCCUAUAUUUUAAUUACAGAUACUUUAUCGCUUAGGAAAGAGAAAAAACAACAAAAUGUAUGAUUAUUAUGAUAUUCUUAAUGUCUCUCGGGACAGUUCGGCGGAAGAGAUAAAAGCGAGUUACCGUAAGCUGAUUCGUCAGUGGCAUCCUGAUAAGAAUGCGAUGAAGCAUUCUGAAUCGCCACAAUGUAAUACUACCAUUCAUCGUGCGAUGGAUUCAAUUGAUCUUCCACAGGAGAUGCAGCGUGACUCUGCUUUCAACAAGAUACACUUGGCGUAUGCAGUUCUUUCUGAUCCCGAGCAACGUAAUAUCUAUGACAAGUAUGGCAGUGAAGGUAUUUCUCUAAAGAAGUUUUUGCAUCAUCAGAUGGCUAAUGAGCGUGAUGCAUUGCAAGAAAUUCCGGAAUCCAUUGAAGACAGCGUAGUACAUCAUUCCACUGAACUGCGUAAAGCAACAAAUGACGUCGAAAUUGAGCGCGGCAUAAAUGUAAUCUUACAGCAGCGUCGAUGGGAUAAAUUCCGUGAAUCGCCCGUUCAGGUUAUAAGUCACAUUACUCUAUCCGGUGUCACUCAUUUUUUUGAUGAUCAGAUUGCCAGCUUUAUGCGUCGUCGUUUAUUCCAGAUCCGCAAAUCCGCUAUAUCAAAUUCCAUUGAGAUUCAUUUGUCUAAGCAUUCGCGUAUAGGUUACACUUACAGCAGUUCCAUUGCUCGUGGUAAGUUUGGUAUGUCAACAUCAAGUGCGUAUGCGUCAUCUGAGUUGACCGAUACUCUUGAGGGCGCAGCUAACAUUGAUUGGGGUGAAUAUAUGUCUUUCCGAUAUGCUUGGUUGUCUCUGAAGAAGAAGUUUUCAGAUUACUUAUGGGUCAGUGGUAUAUUUGGUAUUGAUGGAUAUUUGUCUCCUAUGAUGCGUUGUUUAGUGCACAAGAGUUGGGGCGAUAACCAUGCCGUUGAGAUAACAGCAUUCCCCGAAUUUGUGUUGAACUAUGGUUACAAUCGUGUUUUGGAGCAUGACCUAAAGUUAAACAUACAAGCUGCUGUUUCACAGGACGAUGUUGGCACUAUGGUGCGUGUUAAGGCGUUGUCUAACACAGGUGCUGUUGUUGGUACACGGUGUAGAUUCUCCAUGAUUGGGGGUACAUAUAUCGAGGGCUACAUUCGUCAAACAUUUUUCACUGAGAUAUUCGCCAAGGUCAAGCUCGAGUGCAGGUUGCGCUACAACCACAACGCGAUAUUUUUCAUUUUGAAGUUAGUACUCAACAACACUAGGUUGGACUUACCCAUUGAGCUUUACAGAGGAAGAACAGAACGCUGCCUAUUCUUGGGUACAGCUGCUGCUUGUGGCGUUAUGUUGUUACCAGCACUCUCCGAGAUUGUUAUAAACUACUUCUCCCGUAAAGACAAUUUCCUUAGUCAAAAUCCUUAUCGCCAGUCGCUACGUAGUAGCUUCUAUUAUCGCUUUCCGGCAUUUUCCUAUCUGCAUUCCCUAAACGAUCAGGGCAAGCGUCAUGAAAAAUACGUAUCUUCUGAGAAUGUAAAAGACACAUAUCUAUCAAACAGUUCAUCACAGUGGUCAGAAGACGCCAUGGAAGUCAUUGUUACAAAGGACAUGGCCUUGGCACGUCAAGAGGGAUUAUCCCUGUUCAACGUUGCUAAGGCAAGUUACCUCCGCGAGGUUGAUUCUGAUGGUUUAUGUAUAAUGUUUGCGCUAUAUGGCCAUCCGGAAGCGCUAAAUAUAAUAGAUGGAUUUGUCACCGUGGAUUUGUUUGAUGUGACUUUGGAAUCUCUUGAUGACACAUCCACCAAACCCUUGGGGACUGGUAAUCGCUUUUCCUAUGGUGACGUCACAGUGACCUCCUUACUAAGGCAAAACAAUCAAUUGCAUCUACAACGGCUCUUUGAUCGUUAUAUUUUAGACGUGACAAACGUGCUCAUGUCUCGUGUCACGAAUUCUUGCCUAUCACUGUCCGUCAGUUCCAAGGGCCAGCUUAUCGGUUUUGCUGACCCUUGUGCUAAUAUAUUCAACGUCGAGCCCGAGUUGUUUAUAUGCUAUCGCUACAAGAGUCGUGUUUACACAGUCAGAUUUGGAGAUGCUGACCCUGUGGUCUUGCCACAAGCUACGUAGGAA